UCAGACACACACGGACCAGGACUAAACCAGGACUAAACCAGGUCUAAACCAGGUCUAAACAAGGACUAAACCAGGUCUAAACCAGGACUAAACCAGGUCUAAACCAGGUCUAAACCAGGACUAAACUAGGUCUAAACAAGGACUAAACCAGGUCUAAACCAGGACUAAACCAGGUCUAAACCAGGUCUAAACCAGGUCUAAACCAGGACUAAACUAGGUCUAAACAAGGACUAAACCAGGACUAAACAAGGACUAAACUAGGUCUAAACCAGGACUAAACCAGGUCUGAACCAAGUUUAAACCAGGACUAAACUAGGUCUAAACCAGGACUUAACCAGGUCUGAACCAGGUCUGAACCAGGUCUAAACCAGGACUAGACCAGGACCAUUUGAGCUUCUCCUCCAGACUCGUUCGGACUGAAACAGAGGAGGAGGGGCGAGAGGGGCGGGGCCUCUCUAAAAGGGGCGGGGCCAUGGAGGGCUACGGGCAGAAAGGGGGCGGAGCCUUUGACCUGAUGACGUUCCUGAAGCAGCCAAUCACAGUCCUGCGUCUGCUCAGCUGGGUCUUCGCUCUGGUCGUGGUCGCCUGCGUGUCAAACGAGGGCUUCGUGAACCGUCCGGACUCGCCGCUCUCCGUCUGCGUGUUUAACGGAAACGCUGGUGCCUGCGGCCUGGCCCAGGGGGCGGGGUCUGUGGCGCUCGUCUUUAGCUCCGCCUCCAUCGCCCUCGACCUGCUGCUCCCCCACUUCAGCGCCGCCCGAGACCGAAAGAGACUCGUGACAGCGGAUCUCCUCGCCUCAGGCGUGUGGAGUCUCGUCUGGUUCGUCUCCUUCUGUUUUCUCGCUCAUCAGUGGCAGAUCACGUCGGUGGAAAAUGAUCCUCUGAGCGAAGGAGCCGACGCCGCUCGAGCCGCCAUUUUAUUCAGCUUCUUCUCCAUCUUCAGCUGGGGAGGUCUCACUCUUCUCUCUAUGGAGCGAAUCAAACGAGUCGAGUUUGAAGAAGAAUACGACAAACUCUUCACUCCAACCGGCCAAUGAGAGUGCAGCAUUUACUCCCCCGACCAAUGAGAGCGCAGCAUUUACACCCCCGACCAAUGAGAGCGCAGCAUUUACUCCCCCGACCAAUGAGAGCGCAGCAUUUACACCCCCGACCAAUGAGAGCGCAGCAUUUACUCCCCCGACCAAUGAGCGCAGCAUUUACACCCCCGACCAAUGAGAGCGCAGCAUUCACUCCCCCGACCAAUGAGAGCGCAGCAUGUACUCCCCCGACCAAUGAGAGCGCAGCAUGUACUCCCCCGACCAAUGAGAGCGCAGCACCUCAGACCAAUCACAGCAGAGA
Molecule: messenger RNA, 1337 nt
Organism: Boleophthalmus pectinirostris (great blue-spotted mudskipper)
Lineage: Eukaryota; Metazoa; Chordata; Actinopteri; Gobiiformes; Gobiidae
Gene: syngr1a
Product: synaptogyrin 1a
Exons: 5
Coding region: 473-1036 (187 amino acids)
Cellular component (GO): synaptic vesicle membrane; neuromuscular junction
Source: RefSeq, a predicted model, not a curated record